UCAGAAGUACACAAUACAAGAACAAGAGGGGCUUAACUGAUAUCAUCGGUCCUCUCGCCUUCAAAACAGUGUAGUUACUCAGAGUGCAUCUGCUGUGGACUUGUUGAUACUGUCACUAACGUGCAACCUUCCUUGAUAUCUUUCUCUGUCCUCCAGUUCUGUCUUUUAAAAACUACAAUCAAUUACCCUCUCCUCAAAAGGAAAGAACCUUUGGCUGAAGAGAGAACAAAGAACAGUACAGGCCCUUCGGCCCACGAUGUUGUGCCGACCUAUUAUCCCACUCAGAUCAAACUACCCUGCAUACCCUUCAUUUUACUAUCCUUCAUGUGCCGAUCCAAGAGUCGUUUAAAAGUCUUGAAAUGUAUCUGACUGCACUACCACUGCUAGCAGCGCAUUCCACACACCUGCCACUCUCUGUGUAAAGAACCUACCUCUGACAUCUCCCCUAUUCCUUCCUCCAGUCACCUUAAAAUUUCUCCCCCUCGUAAUAGUCAUUUCUGCCCUGGGAAACAAAAUCUGACUAUCCACUCUAGCUAUGCCUCUCAUCAUCUUGCAUACCUCUAUCAAGUCACCUCUCAUUCUUCUUUGCUCCAAUGGAAAAAGUCCUCGCCCCCUCAAUGUUUCAUCAUAAGACCUGCCGUCCAUUCCAUGCAGCAUCCUGCUAAAUCUCCUCUACACCCUCUCUGAAGCUUCCACAUCCUUCCUAUAAUGAAGCAACCAGAAUUGAACUCAAUGUUCCAAGCGCUGCUCCAUCCCCACAAACUAAUGCUCGAUUCCAAAUCCCUUUUCUCUUGAUACUUUAAAUUCAAUGCUGUCUUUCGUGUAAUUUCAUAUUUGAAUUCACUGGUCCUGAGCCGCUCGCAGCGAUGUGCCCCCGCGGUCCUGCUACAGUGCUUUGAGAUGGAAACAAACAUGACUGAUGAAGGUCCACCAGUUGACGUAGUACGUUUAGAUUUCAAAAAAGCAUUUGAUAAAUUACAACUCAUAAGGUGACUCAAAAGAAAGCAGCCCAUGAGUUCAAGGGUAGUAUAUUAGGAUGGACAGAGGACUGCAUCGCAAACAGAAGUAGAGAAGGGGCAGCAGGAUGGUAACUUAUAACUGGUGUCCGGCCACAGGGUCCCUGCUGCGGAGGCCGUACACCUAAUGUUCCCUGGGUUGAUUUUGGAAAUGGAGGAGGGGAUUGCCAUGCUUAGGAAUGUUGGGCGGAUGGGAUUUAUAAGAUUGAAAGAAAUCUUAUUUUUUCAGCAUUUAAGAUUCUUAAGAGGCUUGAUAGUGUAUAUCCGUAGAGAAUGCUCCCAUUUGUGAAAUAUUUUAUGACCAGAGGCCACAUUUUCAUAUUGGUUGCCUGUUAAUUCAGGGGAAGAAUUACUUCUUUCAGGUGGCAGCAAUCUAUUCAACACUUUAGCAGAGAAGGUUUUCGAGGUAAUGCCAUCAAUUAUAUGCUAGGCUGAGAUGGCCAGUUUAAUUUUCAAAUCAAGAAACAACAAUAAUGAGAAAAGGGUAGUCUUCACAGUGGAAGCUACUUCAAGGAUCCCCUUAUCCCUGUAUUCUUUAGUAAUGAAUUAAAUACAUCACUACCACACCAUCACGACCAUUACAGAAGUAGCAGUAGACAAUCUAAUGGAGUGAAAGCAGAUUAGACUCUUUGCCCUGAUGGUUUACUUUGUAUGAUUCCAAACAAAGGAGCUUCAGAGUUGGUGUAUGCAUUGAUUGUAAUUUCUGAAAAAGGUUUCGAUUCUCAAGAAGCAUCUGAGGGCUGGAAAACUGCCGAUGUGACAUCCCUAUUUAAAAAGGAGAGAGGCAAAUUGUUGGAAAUAUGUGGCAAUCAACUGUGAAGAAAAUAAUAGCAGGACAUUUGGAAAAUCAGAAUCUAAUCAAACAGAAUCACCAUAGCCUGACGAAAGAGAAAUUAUGUCUGGCUAAUUUGUUUGGGUUUUUCGAGGAAGUCCCAACCAGAAUUAGUAGAGGAAAACCAGUAAAUGUGUUGGAUUUGGACUUUGAGCAAGCAUUUGAGAAGGUACUCAAAAGUAAUAAGCUAAGAGCUGAGGUUUUGAAGGUAGUAUAUUGCUAUGGAUCAGUAUGCUUUGCAUGGCCAGGAAGGAGAGAUCACAUCAUACCUAAUUGAGGUAUACAAGAUAAUGAGAGGCAUAGAUAGAGUCGAUAGCCAGAGACUAUUUCCCAGGGCAGAAAUGGCUAGCACGAGGGGUCAUAGUUUUAAGCUGGUUGGUGGAAAGUAUAGAGGGGAUGUCAGAGGCAGGUUCUUUACGCAGAGAGUUGUGAGAGCAUGGAAUGCGUUGCCAGCAGCAGUUGUGGAAGCAAGGUCAUUGGGGUCAUUUAAGAGACUGCUGGACAUGCAUAUGGUCACAGAAAUUUGAGGGUGCAUCCAUGAGGAUCAAUGGUCGGCACAACAUUGUGGGCUGAAGGGCCUGUUCUGUGCUGUACUGUUCUAUGUUCUAUGUUCUAUGUUCUAUCUACAGUGAAAUGCACCAAGUGAAUAGAUAUUUUGGGGAAUUUGGUGGCCAUGUGGUAAGUCAGUGCAGAGGGUAAGAGGUGCCAUUUGCUUGCUUUUUUUGCCUGAUAGUUGGUAAGCUUUUUUUUUGAGACAGGGCAAAUUGAAGCCAGAAGCGGGGACCCAGAAGGUGAACCCGGUUCAUUGGUUGGUGAUAGCUACUGGUUUAAGAAUCUAUUAUCGGUAACUUUCAGAUUGAAAGUAAAUCGGAGAAAUAUAUACAGGCUACAAACUAAUGUUUUGAAAUCAAAUUAAGAUAUAAGUAAUUGAAAUGGAGAUGCCGGGCCAAUGAUGAUUUAAACCUACAUGACGGGGGAGUGGUCAGACACCAUACUUCAGCUCAGGGUUGAUGAACUGGAAUCUCAGUUUCGACCAAUCAACAAAUCAUGCGGGGGAGAGUUACCAGGGAAUGCUCUGUUUCCGGAGGCAGUCACACACCGGAGAUUAACUACCUGAAGCUCGGUCAGUGGCCAGGGACGUGAGACUGUGACUAAGAACAGGGCAGGUGGAAGGAUCCAGGAUGUCGUGCAGAAGGAACCUUGGCCUUUGAUCUUAUCGAACAGGUUUGAGAUUCUUUCUUCCUGUGUGGAUGAGAGGUCAGGGUAUAUGGAAGAUGAGUAAACUGACUAUAGCACGGUGGUACAGGGGGACAUUCAAGAGGGGAUAAAAAGUGAAAUGUAGUUAUAAUCAGAGGUAGUAUAGUUAGGAGAAUGAACAUUGUUGGUUGUGACUAGGAUCGAGAGUCUCGAAAGUAGUGUUGCCUGCCUGGCGCCCAGGUUUAGCAUAUUCCGUCUUGGCUACCAAGGAAUUUGAAGUGGGAGGUGUAGAAAUCCAGCUAUCGUGGUGGACACAGGUACCAUUGAUAUGGAAGAAAGAGGAAAGAGGUUCUGCUGAGGGAUUACGAGCACUGAGGUGCUGAGUGAGAAGGCAGAACCAAAAAGUAAUAAUCUCGGGAUUCUUAUCUGAGCAAUUUGGCACGGUGUGAACAAAACUGAAGAUGUAAAUGCAUUGUUCAAAUGAUGGCAUGGCAGAAAUGUGUUUGAAUUCAUGGGACAUUGGCAUUGGUAUGGGGAAGGAGGGAGUUGUUCCGGUGGCAUAGGCUUGAUGAGAAUCAUAUUGGGACAAGUAUCCUGGCAAAAGACAUAGCUAGGUCUGGGGUAGGGCAUCAAAGUGAAAAGUGUGGAGCGGGUGAGUCCAGUUGCAUGUAAAAAUUAUGGAAAAAGUUAGAAGCUAGUAAGUGCUCAGCAAAGUUUCCAGAGCAAGUAAUAGGACAAAAAGUAUGGAAAUAGUCAGGAGUCUCAUUUCAGGUGCAGCAGAUAAGAAGGGUGGCCGUAAAUGCCAGACUGAAGGUCUUUUAUUUAAUUGUAGGGAGUGUAUAAAACAAAGUGAAUGAGUUUGUGGUGCAGAUGGAAAUUGACAGAUGUAUUGUUCUGGGUAUCACAGACAUGUGGUUGUAAGGGGAUAAGUGUUGGGAACUAAAUAUCCAAUGAUACAUGUCCUAUAGAAAGAACAGACAAAUGGACAGAGAUGCCAGGGUUGGCUUGUGAGUAAGAAAUGGGGCAGCGCUGAAGGAACCACAGGUCUUGAGCUUGUUUAUUAAUGACUUGGAGGAAGAGGUGAAUGUGCUGUGGCUAAAUUUUUAGAUGACUCAAAAAUAUUUGGAAAGACAAGGCAUGGAACAGAAACAGAGAUUUACCAGGAUGUUACUUGGAUUGGAAUGUAUUAGCUUUCAGGAGGGCUUGGUGGAAAUGUUGUAUAAUCAUAAAUGUAAUGAGAUCAACCAUGAUCUCACCGAAUGGUGGAGGAAAUUCAAUGGGCCAAAUGACUUGUUGAGUGAGUCUUGUUGUUUGACAAUGAAUUCGUAAAGGUGUUUGUUUUUGUCUCUUGGAUGAGAUGUAAAAAUGAAAUGUGUACGCUUCCUUUUCAUCUGGCAAUAAAUAAUCGUUCUGAACGAUUUCCAUUGACUAGUGGCAAUCUGACAAGCAUCACGAUGUAAAGAGAUUCUUAGCUUCUUUUUAAUUGUAAAGUUAUUCUCUGGAAUUAAUUAAGCAUAUAUUAUUUGCAUCUCAGGAAUUAUAUUCAUCACUGCAUCUCAAAAAGUACUCUGUUGUAUGAUAACAGCAUUUUAAAGAACACUCUUCAAUGGUUGUGAUUUUCAGUUGCCAUAACACACAUUAAAUUACAUUGUUGGCCAAUCUGUCCAUGAUUAUUUCAUUGUCUUACAUUUCAAACAGACAAGGAAAUAUUAGUGAUGCAAUGAAGAGUUUGAUGAUAAAAUAUAAUUACUGUUACGGUUUCCUCUUGGACGAAAUAUUCUCAUCAAAUUGACUGGUCAAGGAAAUGGGACACUGACUGUGAGUACUUUGAGUGUUUAAGUGAUUCCUAAAAUGAAAAUUAUGACCUUGAUUUCUCUUGCAUGCAGAUAUGAAGAGACUAUUUUAAAAAUCCUCUCGGUUCGUGGUUCAGGCAUAAAGGUGUCACAUGUAUAUUUAUGUAUAUACAUGUACAUGUGUAAUCUGAAAAGAAAAUGACGAUAAAUCACUUGUUACAAGGUGAGAAUGAGUUAUCCAGAUAGUAAGAACUGCCAAAGUUGGUGUCUGAGAUAACACAUUGUGGAGCUGGGGGAAAGCAGGCAGCAUCAGAGGCUCAAGAAAGUUGAUGUUUUGGGUCAGGACCCUUCCUCCAAAAUGGAGGGUGGACGGGAGCUCAGAAACAAAUAGUGUGGAGAGGGAGGAGGUGCUGGGGAAGGUAGGUGGGAUGGUGAUAAAUGAGUACUAUCCAGAUUGGAACAGAUUUACCCCAGAAGGUAUUGAAUACAAGUUCCAAAUCACUCUCAAAAUCCUAGUGACCGUUAACAUUCAUGUUUUUUUUUGUCUGUGUGUUUCAGUAAUUGCAUGUCAGUUUGAAUGGUUCAUUGAGAGUGAGGAACCUAUGGACUCACACACACCAACAUGGAAUUUAAUUCAAAGAGUGACUCCUCUUCUAAGUACUUAAUCGCUUUUAAAAUCUUGACCAUUUCUGCUGUCUAGUUAAACAAGUGUAGCUGAAUACUGCUUCAAUAGGAAUUAGUGUUUAAUAGGAACAUAUUUGUGAAACUUACAGUUCGUCAAGCUUUAGCAUAAACUGGUGGAGACUUUCGGCGCUUGCAAAAAGGCUCACCUCUCUGUUAAUACUGAAGGAAAAUUGGAGUUUAAAAAACCAUACGAUUACACUAAUUUUGUUGAGGAAUUUAAAGAUUAUGAGCCCCGUCCGUUUGACCCGCAGUUUGGUACCAUAGGUUGGUACGAUCUUCGUUCGAGAAGGAAGAGGGAUGUUCCAGACACAGAAAAUCGUCAAACCAUUUACUACAAAGUCUGUUUCUGCUUAGUAUUAAUUAAUGCAGUUAACAUUUUCAGAUCGACAUGAUUGCAGAAUGGAGUCAAUAAAACAAAUUCCAUCUGAUAUUCAACAUAAAUUUUAAGUUUAGAAUAACAAGCUCACAAGAGCUUGGUUUUAGAUAUCACUUGGGACCACAGACUAACAGACAAAGGAACAAAGCAAAACGACUCUGCGAUUUGAUGUAGAAACUCCUGACUCCGAAGCCUGCAGCCGCCCUCCAAUUCUCAAGUCAGAAGUGUGUCAAUGAUGGUGCAGAUCCAACAACACUGGAAACGAUCUUGAGUCUAGACCAAAGCAGCCCCUUGAUUGGCACCGUAUCCAUUCUCUCCACAACCAACUCCAAGACACAAUAAUGUGUCCAUAUACAAGAUGCACUGCCACAUUUUUUUCCAACUAUUCUUACACCUGCCUUUCCAGACUUAGAAAACUCAUCUUCAAGGUCAAGGACAUCAGACAUGGUAGCACGAAUCCCAGUAAAAAUCACCUCCAAGCUACUCUCAAACUUAUUUGGAAAUGAAUGAUUGUUCCUGAGUCAAUAUUAGUAAUCUCUUUUGGAACAGCAUUGUGGGUCUGUGUACAGCAACAUGAAGCUGUUCAAGAAGUCAAUUUGUGCUGGACAAUCAGCAACAGCUAUGUCUCAUUAAAGAAUAAAUAAAUCGGAAAGAAAUCCAUCUGAGAGUCACAAGCAAAUGGGUAACUUUUUUUUGUUCACUCUGCAGCUCGUGGGCUAUUACCAAUUUUGACAAUGACAAAUGAAGCUUUUGUUUGGUUUGCUAUUGAUAGCAGCUGUCCACAAAAUAAAAACAAUUGGCAUCAGAGAUAAUGGGAACUGCAGAUGCUGGAGAAUCCAAGAUUACAAAGUGUGGAGCUGGGUGAACACAGCAGGCCAAGCAGUAUCUCAGGAGCACAAAAGCUGACGUUUCGGGCCUAGACCCUUCAUCAGAAAAGAGGGAGGAGGAGAGGGCUCUGAAAGAAAUAGGGAGAGGGGAAGGCAGAUUGAAGAUGGAUAGAGGGGAAGAUAGGUGCAGAGGAGACAGACAAGCAAUAAGGAAGGACAGGAUCAAAUAUGAAGGUAGGCUAGCUAGUCAUAUCAGAAAUCAUAGUAACGGCUUCUUUCAAUACAUAAGAAACAAACGUGAGGCAAAAGUCGACACUGGGCCACUCCAAAUUGAUGCUGGAAGGCAAGUGGUGGGAGAUAAGGAAGUAGCUGAAGAACUUAAUAAGUACUUUGCGUCAGUCUUCACAGUGGAAGACAUGAGUAAUAUGCCAACAAUUAGGGAGAGCCAGGGGGCAGAGCUGAGGAUGGUAGGAAUUACAAAAGAGCAAGUGCUAAAAGAGCUAAAAGGUCUAAAAAUUGAUAAAUCUCCUGGCCCCAAUGGGCUAUAUCCUAGAGUUCUGAGGAAGGUGGCUGAGGAAAUAGCAGAGGCUUUGGCUAUGAUCUUUCAAAAGUCACUGUAGUUUUUUUUUGAGUGCGAGCAGCAGCGGAGGCAAGACGGACCCGGAAGACUGCAGCUAAGGUAAAGCAGUUUAUUUUUAAAAUUACUUACCGGUAGCGGGCAGUGGUGUUUUUUCCUCUUUCAGAGAAGGAGCGGGAGCAGCGGAGGAAGUGACGAGGACCAGAGGGGCAGCCGGGAAGGAAAGCAGUGAGUAUAAAUACUCACCCUUCGACGCCAACGGCCAUUUUGAGUGCGAGCAGCAGCGGAGAGAAGGAGUGGGAGCAGCAGAGGAAGUGACGAGGACCAGAGGGGCAGCCGGGAAGGAAAGCAGUGACCAUAUAUAUCAGCCUUCGACGCCAACGGCCAUUUUGAGUGCGAGCAGCAGCGGAGGCAAGACGGACCCGGAAGACUGCAGCUAAGAUGCGGAUAAAGUUCUCCAAGCUGACAGAAAUUGAAAGCACUCGCAUCCUGUGACGAUGGGGUAGGAGUGGAAGAAUCAGAGUGUUUCUUUGAAAAUUGGCUUGAUGUGUCUGUCCAAGGGUCAUCUGGAGGAAAAAAUACAAGUAUAUCUUCAAACAAGUAGCUGAACCCACAGAUUUAUGUGACCAACGAAGCCUGAGCCUUUUGCUUCACGAUGCAGUCCAGAUCCCUCGGCAGCUGGGUGAGGUAGCUUCAUUUGGAGGCAGCACCAUUGAACCAAGUGUCCGCAGUUGCUCCCAACAUGCACUCAGACAUGAACUAAUGGAUAAGGAGGAGACAAUCAUAACUGCUUUGGAUUCAGCCCAUAGAAGGGCCAGAGGAGUCGCGCUGACACCUUCAUGUUUAAACAGAGGACACUUUUCUGCGUGCCACUAGAUGUAUAUCAGCCAUACCAAAAUGCUGCCUUUGCCUGAGACAGGGAAGAUGAAAUGACUUUGGGGAAAUGGAGAAUCAUUCAUGAAUCCAGUUACUUUCUGAUCUGACAGCUUUGUGGCAUCUGAAUGGAUAACAAUUUGAUCUGAAGUGCUGAACGUCAACUUGCCAAAUACAAUUGGAUGAAAAGUAUGAGGGCAAUCAGUCUCUUGAAACACUUUCUCUAUGCAAUCAACAUAACAACAUUCAUUGACAAUGAAAAAUUACGUACGUGCUUAAGAAGAUUAGAUUUGAAACAGAGAUUUGUGAAUAUGAAUGGAGCUAUAUAUGUCCCCAUCUCAGGCACCCACCUCAAGUUCACCUGGACUAUCUACAACACCUCUGUCACCUUCCUGGACCUCUCUGUCUCCAUCUCAGGUAACCACCCAGAAACCGAUAUCCAUUUCAAGCCCACCGACUCCCACAGCUACCUAGAAUACACCACCUCCCACCCACCUUCCUGCAAAAAUUCCAUCCCCUAUUCCCAAUUCCUUCACCUCCGCCUCAUCUGCUCCCAGGAUGAGGCAUUCCAUUCCCGUACACGUCAGAUGUCCUCGUUUUUCAACGACCGCAACCCCCCACCCCCCACCCAACCACACACAGUGGUCAAGAACCAUGUCUCCCACAUUUCCUGCAACUCAUCCCUCACACCCCAUCCCCGCAAUAAGCACCAAAAGAGAACCCCCUCAUCCUCUCAUACCACCCUACCAACCUCUGGAUACAACGCAUCAUCCUCCAACACUUCCACCAUCUGCAAUCUGACCUCACCACCAAAGACAUUUUUCCAUCCCCACCCUUGUCUACUUUCUGGAGAGACCACUCUCUCCAUGACUCCCUUGUCGGCUCCACGCUUCCCUCCAACCCCACCACACCCGACAUUUUCCCUGCAACUGCAGGAAGUGCUACACGUGCCCCCAUACCUCCUCCCUCACCCCCAUCCCAGGCCCCAAGAAGACUUUCCACAUCAAGCAGAUGUUCAACUGCACAUCUACCAAUGUGGUAUACUGCAUCCGCUGUACCCGCUGUGGACUCCUCAACAUCGGGGAAACCAAGGAGAGACUUAAGUGUUCUGCAAAGCAGUCCCUAUGCUCGGUUCACAACAAACAACUGCACCUCCCAGUCGCGAACAAUUUCAACUUCCCCUCCUAUUCCUUCGACGACAUGUCCAUCCUGGGCCUCCUGCAGUGCCACAACAAUGCCACCCGAAGGUUGCAGCAACAGCAACUCAUAUUCUGCUUGGGAACCCUGCAGCCCAAUAAUAUCAAUGUGGAUUUCACAAGCUUCAAAAUCUCCCCUCCCCCUACUGCAUCCCAAAACAAGCCCAGCUCGUCCCCGCCUCCCUCACCUGUUCUUUCUCCCACCUAUCCCCUCCUCCCACCUCAAACCACACCCCCAUUUCCUUCCUACUAACCUCACCCCUUGACCUGUCCGUCCUCCCUGAACUGUCCUACCCCCUCCCUACCACCCCACCCACACUCACCUCUACUAGCUCCACCUCUUCAACUUGUCUGUCUCCUCUCCAACUAUCUUCCCCUCUAUCCAUCUUCGAUCCACCUCCCCCUCUCUCCCUAUUUAUUUCAGAAUCCUCUCCCCCUCCCCCUUUUCUGAUGAGGGGUCUCGGCCCAACAUGUAAGCUUUUGUGCUCCUAAGAUGCUGCUUGGCCUGCUGCGUUCAUCCAGCUGCACACUUUGUUAUCUCUAUAUCACGUAACAACCUCAUUGAGUGAGUUCUAGAGCGAAUUGUGCAGGGUAGACUUCGGGUUUAUCAUUCUAACUUGCCAGUCCUGAAAGAUGAAACUUGGUUUGUGUUGGAUGUUUGUUUUAAUAGCUAUGAAAGAUAUCCUGAAAGGAUAUGUCAAAUCUUUUGUUGAGAAUUUAACCCAUUUAGUCACUCUAAUCUUUUUCCUUUUUUAAAGUUUCCUUGGUAGUCAUAAAUUUCAAAUAUCUGCACAAUUUUAUUUGGCUUUGUAUUGGUUCUCUGAGAUUCUCUGUUAAUGGCUCCGUGACCUGCUAGCUCAUUACAGAAUUUAUCAUUGAUGUGCCUGUAACAAAAUCUUUAGUCUUAUACUAUAUAUUCCCAAUUUCAGGAUAAAGUCCAGAGAGACCUUUUAAAGGAAAGGGAUUUCGAAAGAAAACUUCAGUUCCAUCGAUCAAAGUCAUGAAUAGUUGAUAAAUUAUUUGCAUUUCAUAUUUCCAGAACCUAACCCGGAAGAGAGAGCCCAGAGAAUUGCCAAAGCUGUCCUCAAACAGUCAAUAGAAGUGAAGGAAAAUUGGGAGCAAUUGAAAACCCAUGCAAGCAACUGGCAGAAACAGGUGGAAAAGGCAUUGGAGAAACUUCAAGAACUGCAGAAAGCUCUGGAUGAUCUUGAGGCUCGUGAUAACAGCUGAGGGGGUCCACACUGAUUGGCAACCUGUGGGUGACCUGCUUAUUGACUCAUUGCAGGAUCACAUUGAUAAAACCAGACUAAGUGCAAUUACAUUACACUUCACUUAUGAACAGAUGUAACCGCAAUGUUGUAUCGAGACGAUCAGUAAUAUGAGUACUUAAGUAAUAUUGAUUGAAUGGUUGUUAACUUAAUUUGCAAAUUAAAACUUAGUUGAGCAUGCCUUCUGAUGAUAUCACAUCGGUAAUAUUAGUAUAAUUGAGGAUUCUAUUAGUCAGUGACAUCAGCUGAGUUAUCUGCUUGUUGCUAUGUUAUCAGGAUUAAAGGUAAAGUCUUAGCACGCCAUUUGGCCACUCCUUAGAGAGAGACAACUGGUUAUGAUUUAACCUGAAGAUCACCAUGCCUCGGGCAAGUAGAGGGGUUGAGGCAAAGAUCCUUUGUGGUCAGCUCACUGGUGUGGCAAUUGAGCCCUCUCUGCAGGGCAUCACUUUGCAUCACAAACCAACCGUUCAGCCAACUGAAUUUGAAUGGAGUUUAGGAUUGUAGAGUAAUCCAUGCAAUUGUAUUUUUUUGAAUGAAUGUUUCUAACUGGGACUCUCUCACUGGCAAACUUUUUAAAAGCCAGCUCAGCCAUACAGGUUAGAUAAGUUCCUGAUCUCAGCUGAAUUUUUUGAUCUGGGGUGGGUCAGCGUUAGGAGUUCAGUGAUUGGAAUGAAUUCUCAUUAAAUUAGCGAGAGGGAUACUACACGUGAAUAGACCGAUGUUUUGAAAAGAGGAUGAGAUACGAGCAAAAGUUUAAUUGAUGGAGAAGACCAGCCACAAUCAUCAUCAACAGUGGAGCAGGCUUGAGCAGCCAUGCAACAUUGUGCUGCCGCUAUUUGACUUGCUCCGUGAAGAGGAAGGAAAAGGGUCAAAGUUUCAAAAAUGCUGAAGACCACAUCAUUCUACAACCUCAAAAUUUGAUUGUGUUCAGCAUAUUAUCAGUACUGGUACCCCUCUUUCCUGGUCUAUCAUCUCAGCAGCUCUACUCUGCCCAAAAGCUGGUUACCAGUGACAUUUUUGAAGGCUCUUCCCAAGUCUGAAAAUCAUUUUUGUUACGUAGAAUCAGAGUUGGCGUGUGGAAGGAGGUCUUCUGGCAUAUCACAGCUCUUUGAAAUAACUCCCCAAUUCAUCCCCGUCUGCUGUGCAAUGUCUUCAACCACUUUAUAUCUCUUUAAUGGAGGCAAAGUUUUGAAGGCAUCUGAAAGGAGUAUUAACGAUCCCAGAAUACAACUGAGCCUUAUUAAGUUCUUAGUUCUGAUGACCAAGAGCUUGAUCAAAGAGGAUUGUUUUAAAAAGUGCCUUAAAAGAGGAAAGGUACAGCGGCUAAGAGGUGGAGGAAGUCUCUUGUUGGGUUUGACGCCUACACAAUUAAAUGUUUGACAACCAGUCGUGGGCCAUUUAAAAUCAAGAGUGGGCAAGAGGACAUAAUUAGACGAGUGCAGAUAUCCUGAAGUAUGGUUGGACUGGUGGAGAUUACCAAAAUAGCGAUAGGCGUAGCCAAGGAACGAUGUGUAAACAAAAAUGAGAAUUUAAUAAAAUUACUGUUAAUAGUAUCAGUGAGUUAGAAAGUACGGAGAAUAGGAUUUGUUUCAAGAUGAGACUCAGGCAGUGGAGUUUUAGAUGACCUCAUAACACUCUUGGUCACCUGUAGAGAGUUAUUAUCUGACACUCCACUCAGGCCAAUUCUAUGAUCUUUUGAUCUU
Stegostoma tigrinum is the source of this 12342-nucleotide messenger RNA. RefSeq lists its product as uncharacterized. Bases 8358 to 9278 code for a protein of 306 amino acids. The record is from RefSeq and is a predicted model, not a curated record. The transcript is spliced from 9 exons. Lineage: Eukaryota; Metazoa; Chordata; Chondrichthyes; Orectolobiformes; Stegostomatidae.